AUGAAGCUUCGUGAGAAUCGGGCGGAUAACAGGUGCGUUUUCCUCGCCUUGGCCAAUGUCGUGAAAGCCGGAGAGCUACUAUCCUUGUUCUCGUUUUCCUUACUACCACACCCCUUUCUUUUGAAUCCAUCCAGUCCAGUCCGGUUGAGGGGAUCAUGGACCCGCCUCACUCCCAAUACAAUGAGCCCACCUACUCAUACGGACAGCAAAGGAAGGGAUCUCACGUCUUGUCUAGGGUUCCAGCGUUAUCAGCCUCUUCCCGAUCACCGGGCAGGUUGGAGUCUGGGACCAUGCAUUAGGCAUCCGCAAUCGACUUCCUUUCCGUUCUCCCCUUCUCUCUUUUUUUUUCCCAUACUCUUAAAUGCAACCGAUAUCUGGUUAACAUUGGCAUUCAGAAAAAGCACGCAAAACACCCUGAACAUCUGGCGGAUCAAGUCCGAAAGAAAAGAGCGCCUUUCAAACGUCUUGUCUAUACUUAAUUUCCUGUCGUUUCUACCAAUGUGUCAAAAGGCCUUUUACAUCCACGUCUGUGGCCACCGAAGCUGGGGCCCACUUAAUCGCUGCGAAAACCGCUACGUCUGCCCCCCAGAGACUACAGGCUACUAUCCCGUCUACCUCACCAGCCCAUGUCGAUUCUGUCGAACAUCCACCCGUCGAGGAAGGGAUGCUGGACGUGGUCGGGGGCGAGGGCGAGCAGCUCCUAAUUCCCAGGCACAAAAUACUUCGUCGCCAGUCUCUCCAUCUCGCUUGACUGCGGGUUAUCCACCUCCACAUGGCGAUGGGGAACCAAGUGCUCCACCGUCAGAAAAGGCCAGCCUUCCCAAGAUGCCUUAA
Microsporum canis CBS 113480 is the source of this 834-nucleotide messenger RNA. RefSeq lists its product as uncharacterized. Bases 1 to 834 code for a protein of 277 amino acids. The transcript is spliced from 3 exons. NCBI's taxonomy places the organism in Eukaryota, Fungi, Ascomycota, Eurotiomycetes, Onygenales, Arthrodermataceae. The record is from RefSeq and is a predicted model, not a curated record.